Musca domestica (house fly) is the source of this 1351-nucleotide messenger RNA. RefSeq lists its product as uncharacterized. Lineage: Eukaryota; Metazoa; Arthropoda; Insecta; Diptera; Muscidae. The transcript has 4 exons. The record is from RefSeq and is a predicted model, not a curated record. The coding region runs from base 288 to 914 and encodes 208 amino acids.
AACUGAUUUAAACCGCUAAGGCAAUGACAUACAUUUUACCUAGGAUCUUUCACUGCAAACGCAAUAUUUACUUGUAUGCAUGUGUACUCAGAUAUGCCUAAUUUAAUACAUGUCACUAUAGCAUACACGCGUAUGUAUGUUGCUACAUAUUGUGUCAAUUAAAUAUUAAAUAAACUUUUUGCAAAAUAGGUGCUAAUUUAUUGGUCCGAUACCUAUUGCCAAUAUGAAUAAUAAAAUUUUUGCAAGCAGUAGUGAAAAGGUUCUUCCUCCCACAAGACAAGCAGACAAUGAGAACGGUAAUGGUGAUUGCGAUAUCAAUGACUGCUUUCGUUGCCGCGGUUUUUUCAAGUUUUGCAAGUGAGACCGACACAUCUACACCCGGACGUAAGAAACGUCACUUACCAUUGAUGUUUGAAGAUUUCGGGGUUUCACAGUUUGUAUGUGGUUUUGGGAUCCCCAUCGAGUCGGACACGGAUUCAGUUAUAUCCGGAAUGGUAUUCAAAUCACAAUUUCCGUUGCCUACUAAGCCAAAAGACUUAAGAAAUCAUACAAGUCACAAUAUAAACGGCAGACUAAUAGAUAAUUUAAAUGAUCUUCCGUUAUUGAAACAAAUGCGAUGGCAUUUAUAUAAUGCAAUGGGAUUAUGGGCAUCUAGUAUUGGGCUCAAUGGACAUACCUGCGUUUUGAAAUCGCUAUGUGAAGCAAAUCAGGUACCUUUUAAUAAUGAUAGUGGUGAUCUCUGGCAUGAGAUUGCUCACAUAAUAUUUUCACCUUUUUCUAGCAAAGAUGAUUUAGUUGAUCACUUGAGCAAGGAUUAUAUUACUGCUGCAAAAAUUGGUCUAACACACAAAUGUGAUGAAGUAUUUAAGGAAUGUCCCAAAUCACUUUUGCAAAUUGUAUCGGAAAUAUUGUGAUAAUGCAACAGAGCGUCCACAUAUGAAAUGUACAUACAUAAACAGUAAUAAAAUGUCAAUAUGUAAUAUUGUGAUUUACUGCACAACUUUUUGGAGUCAUUAUUACAACCUAUUUAUCAUUUUUAUACCCUCCACCAUACAUAGUAUGGAGGAAGACGAUUUAGCCCUAUCUGCCCGUCUGUUGUAAUCACGCUUGAGUCAAAACGAAUAAAGAUAGGAAGCUUAAAUUUUGCGCAGAUCAGUCUUUUGUCUGCAUGCAGGUCAAGUUUGAAGAUAGGCUAUACAGGUCCACGAUAUCGUAUACAGCGAACAAAAACAAACGAAACAAUUAACGUACAGCUCUCGCGAGAAACAAACUUUUAUAAAAUUUUCAAUAGUUUUGUACUUCAAGCAAAACAAAACCACUAACAUUUCAAUAUCAGAAAUACACAAACAAU